AACGUCCAUUUCAACACAUUUGGUACUUCAAUUAUGUUACCUGCUAUCGGUGACAUAGUUAAAGAUCUUCACACUGAUGAAACAAUGGUCAACGUUUCAGUUGGAGUGUAUUCAUUAUCUUUAGGGAUCUUCCCUAUUUGGUGGAGUAGCUUUCUGGAACGUUAUGGACGUCGUACAGUUUAUUUGGUUAGUUUUACCUUAUUCUUUGCCUUCAGCGUGGGCGCAGCAUUCGCUCCAAAUAUAUCAAUAUUAAUUGGACUCAGAGUACUUCAAGAUGGCUGUUCCGCUUCUGUACAAGCAGUUGGUGCUGGAACAGUUAGUGAUUUAUUCGUACAACAAGAAAUGGGUAAAGCAAUGGGUUUAUAUUAUUUAGGACCUCUUCUUGGUCCAUUUUCCGCACCUAUCAUUGGAGGGGUUGUUGGUGAAGUUUGGGGUUGGAGAGCUACUCAAUGGUCUUUGGCUAUUGUUUCAGGUGUCAAUGUUAUGAGUAUUUUGUUAUUACUACCUGAAACUCUUAGGAAGCCACAAGCUUUGUUGAAGGAAAAGCAUAAAGGAUAA
Messenger RNA from Lizanozyma spartinae, 558 nucleotides. Its product is annotated as MFS antiporter qdr3. Gene Ontology annotation, molecular function: polyamine transmembrane transporter activity. NCBI's taxonomy places the organism in Eukaryota, Fungi, Ascomycota, Pichiomycetes, Serinales, Debaryomycetaceae. Gene Ontology annotation, biological process: intracellular polyamine homeostasis; transmembrane transport. The annotation marks the transcript as partial. The record is from RefSeq and is a predicted model, not a curated record. The transcript has a single exon.